AUGCUCUGGCUACAGAUAGCCAGUCAUAUGGGCAUUGCCCUCCUCGCCUUCGUCGCACAAAUGCAAGGACACAACACCCUCUACCCCACCAACACAAUCGGACUACUCAUCAACGCAGUUUUAACGCACAUACCCACGAUUACUGAGAUUGCGCAUUCACUUGUCGCCAUUGCCCCCCCUCGCCCGGCCUACCCAGCACAAUAUCCUAUCCCCGAUCCGACAACGAUGACAUCAAAGGAUUUGAUUCCGUGGACGCCCACCAUGCUUCCGGUAUCCGAGGAACGCCAGCCGUCAUGCCUCAUAACAGCACCUGCCCCGCCACCAUCGACUGUCGCGGAAAUGGACAAUUAUACACUGGUAUCGCAAGUGGCUUACCUCACUAUGGAUCCUAUUAUCUUGGAGGAGCAUGUAGAAAUCGGGGAACCCAUGGAUAUGUCGCAGCUAACGUGCCUUCUCUGGCGUGGCGUCCUGGCAGUCGCGAUUGUGUGCGGAAUCUAUAUCGUUACAAUGGCGUUCAUGAACGGUAUCAUGAAGAAUAAUAUCUAUGCCAGCCGGUGGCGCUCCUCAAUCGUUGUCUCCCCCAUGUUUGUCUCGUACACAGAUGUUGGUGCAGCCUCGCUCUUCCACGCAGAGCUCGCGUUGAACAGCGAGGAUGCAUCGGCGGACUUCCUCUCUAGUAUGGUGAAUAUCAUCUCCGGCUUGCGAGUGGCCACUGGCCCUGACUGGAACAUCUACGACAAUGACUCAGAUUACCAGGUGCAUCUAGCUCAAACGGCGGAAAUGACACAUGAGUCAGAAGCUGCCAAUAACGUACACAUUACAAGCGAGUUCAAUGCGUCUCCUGCAUUUACUGCAGACACAGCGCCGGCACACUUCGGUGGUGACGAUGCUGUAUAUAACCCCAAUACCCUAGCCAUACAAGAUACCCAGGAUGCACAGGAGACUGCUGACAUUAAGCUGAAAGAAUUGUGCAAAGCCGUAGAAAAUGUAGUCAAAGUAAAUAACCCUCCGGAAUCCACGGACGAUGACGCAUCCGCACAUGCCGACUUGACAACUACCGCUUCUACUCAUGAAACAGGCAUCCAGGAGCAGGAUGCUGGACCAGAUGGAUGGCACGCACUUGAAUGCGUUCAUUUGGGACAAGAGAGCGUACAAAAGAAGCCGAAUGAGCGGGCGCUGACCACAGGGGACGAUGCAGGUCCUGCAGAAGAGAAUUUUGGUGAGCAAGAGAAACUGGAACAUGGGCCUCAAGCAGAGCGGAAGAAACACAAGAAGGGAACCGCAGAGCUCAUUCAAGAACAGGAGGUGAAGAUCGCGCAAGAACAGACGGCCACAGUCGAUCAGACUAAGAAGAAUGGAUCAUGCGAGGAGAACAAAGUCUGCGAAAACAUCGAGCAGCUCGAGAAGAGGAGGGACUGCGCUACACUCCAACAGAGGAACAAGCAAGGGAGCCAGGAUACGCAAAGCAGAAGGCGGAGGAAGCGUCGCCACUCAUCAGCAAACGGUGACUCUGCAUGUGUAUCUGCGAGACUGUUUAACGUGAACGACAGCCACGCGCAAUCCUCUACACUCCCUUCCGCACGCGAACACAUCCCGACAGCGACGUCCGGGAUAACCUGUGUCUCAAUGUCCCAUGCCAAGCCGCAGAUCAUAUACCAAACCGGUCCUGAGGUCUUCAACAUCAACUACACUCGCGCACCGAGUUCGUUCGAGCACUUCGUUUUCAGCGACCUUCCGGAAGGCCCUCUGGGGUACCAGACGCCUGUCCUACCAGAGGUCAGCUGCGACUACGAGAGGGUCUACAUCCCGACCCCGAAUCCGCCGAGAUCGCUUCGAGCCACUCCGAGCAGUGCGCCUAGUCGAGUUGCACCCUCGGUCAAUGUGCCGUCUCCCUCGCCGACAUCCCCACCCUCGGGCGAGGCCAGCGGAUCGGCCCAGGGCGAGAGUACUGAACGCAGAAGACCGAGAAACUAUGGAGAACGCGCAUUCCAAAGCGCCUUUGCUGCUGCAUUGAGGCCUCGCAGGGAGCGGUAG
Postia placenta MAD-698-R-SB12 is the source of this 2034-nucleotide messenger RNA. RefSeq lists its product as hypothetical. Lineage: Eukaryota; Fungi; Basidiomycota; Agaricomycetes; Polyporales; Adustoporiaceae. The transcript has 6 exons. The coding region runs from base 1 to 2034 and encodes 677 amino acids. The record is from RefSeq and is a predicted model, not a curated record.